This is a messenger RNA of Sordaria macrospora k-hell, 603 nucleotides long. RefSeq lists its product as uncharacterized. The record is from RefSeq and is a predicted model, not a curated record. NCBI's taxonomy places the organism in Eukaryota, Fungi, Ascomycota, Sordariomycetes, Sordariales, Sordariaceae.
AUGCUAGCCUCAAGAGCCGGAGCUUCCAUUCUGCGGUCCACAGUCCGCCAGCCCAUCAGUAACCAAGUGGCUUUCACACGCUCCGUUGGCCAAAGAGGAUAUGCAAGCUUGGGCAAUGCUCACAAGGCAAGCGACCGGACUUGGCUGCUCACCUCGCUCGGAAUCUCCGUCCCCAUCGGCUUGUAUCUAGUGUCAAGCGGAUCCGCAAAGAAGAAGCCCAUCGGGCACGGAAAGGAACACGAAGGCUACAAGAGCCAUGAAGAAUACGCGUGGGAACAGCCUACCGAGAAGGAUGUAGCCAAGGCGAAGCUGAAGGAAACCAGUUCGGACAACAACAAUCUGAACUUCAAAACGCCCGAUGAAGGCAACUCCAAGCAGUCGAAUCAAAGGGACAGGCUGAAGGACGACAAGUCGGCCGGAAAGUUGGGAGUCGUCUCGGAAGGUUCAUCCACAUAUGAGGCGAGCCCCAAGACCGUUGUUCCGCCGCCCUCAGCAGAGUCGUCGCACCCAAGUGGAAAAGAGUCUUCAACCAGCAGCGAGUCCGACCUGCCCGAUUCACGACCAGGUGCCAGCUUGACCGAAAAGGCCAUCAACAGGGAAUAA